AUGUCAUCGAAUGAUCGACGAACUUGGUCAUUGGAGGUAAUUCAUAUUUAGGAAGAUGAGGCGAUCAAAGAACUUGUCCUUGGUAUGGGAAUCAGCAAAUGGUGCCAGGUCGCAGGUCUCCUCAAAAAGCAAUAUGGGAUCAAGAAUCGGACUGGAAAACAAUGUAGGGAACGAUGGCACAAUCAUCUCGAUCCUUCCAUAAACAGAGACCCCUGGACUCCAAAAGAAGAUAAACUAAUCCUAGAACUCCAAAAAAAACACGGAAACAGCUGGUCUGAAAUCGCAAAGUUUCUCCCUGGCCGCACAGAUAAUGCAAUUAAAAACCGUUUUUAUUCCACGAUUAGAAGGAAUCUACGGAAAUUCAACAGGAAAAGACCAAAAAGCUUAAAAAUUACAGGACCGCUUAAAAGCAUCCUUAAAGACAGUGAAACUGUCGAGCUUAUUUUUAAAGAAAAAGCUCCUCCAAGAAGAAAAGCUUAUAAGGAUGAAGAAGACUCAUCAGAUUCUGAAAGUCUUUCUGGGUCUUUUGAAGAAUUGGAACAACAAAAGGGUGAUACAAAAAAUAUCGCCAUAUCAGAAACUGAUGAAACAGCACUGUCAGUUACAAACACCUGUACAGUUUUACAAGAAAAUAUUCAAAAUAUUGAUGCAUAUAAUACUACUUACAGUUCUAGCGUUGAAUGUAGUUAUCCUUUUGUAAAUUACAGAAAUGCCAUCCAGUGGCAAUAUUAUACAUCAGCAUGGGCAAGCUAUAUGAAUCUCAAUAUGAUUCAGCAAUUCCAAAGAUUGCUUUCACAAUAG
Molecule: messenger RNA, 801 nt
Organism: Blepharisma stoltei
Lineage: Eukaryota; Ciliophora; Heterotrichea; Heterotrichida; Blepharismidae
Source: the annotation of a GenBank genome assembly